This is a messenger RNA of Aspergillus eucalypticola CBS 122712, 524 nucleotides long. RefSeq lists its product as uncharacterized. The record is from RefSeq and is a predicted model, not a curated record. NCBI's taxonomy places the organism in Eukaryota, Fungi, Ascomycota, Eurotiomycetes, Eurotiales, Aspergillaceae. The coding region runs from base 111 to 374 and encodes 87 amino acids. The transcript has 3 exons.
UACUUUUGCGCCCACGUCUUUAGCAUGAAACCAGGGCCCUGCAUACUGAGCUUGUUGCAUGCCUAAGCCAGGAGCACCUUUAAGAGAGCAAACAUGGACGAAUAUGGAGUAUGGUGGUGGCCGUGUCCAGCCCCGUUCUCCCAGGCCCGCGAGUAUUGCCGAUUUGUCAUUGCUGGUCGUGGAUACCGGGGUCUUUUGCACGGGCCGUUUCGAAUCUAAAACUAUUUUAUAAACACCGGACCACAAAAGAUAAAACAAGCGGGCCAAUUGGUCAGAUAGUUCGCAAUAACGGAACUACAGAAGAGGAAAGAAGAAGAAGGGAGAUGAGCUGGCUUACUUCUGGUGGGGACCUCAUAAACCACUUCCAUUUCUGAUCUCAGUGAGGCCCGAGAAAGCCGUUGGGUGCGCUCCGUAUUUCCUGUAGUGAGAUCCUGGGACACACUCACUCACACAUUGUGGCUAAGGUACAAGACAGAUGGAACUAUUACCGAGUACCGACACGCCUAUGCAGCGUUCUAAUUCCC